Messenger RNA from Linum trigynum, 2257 nucleotides. Lineage: Eukaryota; Viridiplantae; Streptophyta; Magnoliopsida; Malpighiales; Linaceae. The record is from the annotation of a GenBank genome assembly.
GACUGACGUCUCUCUCCAAGAGCUCCAUUAUACUUGGUUGUCCGUUUCUCUCUCGGGCCAGUCAGUGGCCUUCACCAAGUUCACAUCCUUAGCUCCCACCCAUUUUAGUCAUCUUCUCGACUUCUAUCUCCUCUCUUUUCUUUUCCCCCCCUUUGUCCAGUUUGCAUGCUCUGCUGUUUGGAUUUGCUAGUUCUCUGCUAAGCUAUGGUGGUCUUCAACGCACUCAUGCGAUCCACUCUCAAUGCUCGGCUUGGAUCAUAUGUGAAGCAUGUUGCUGGCAAGGGACCAUCACAGAGCUACAUUCCAUCAGUGUCUAGAUUGUACAGCAAAGAAGCAUAUUUGAUUAAGGACGAUGUUUCAGAUGGUAGCAAAAGUUUCAAGGGUCAUGAUAUGCUGGCUCCUUUCACGGCUGGGUGGCAGACAACUGAAGCAAACCCUUUGGUCAUUGACAAGUCCGAGGGUUGCUACGUGUAUGAUGCUGAUGGGAAGAAGUACAUCGAUUCUCUUGCCGGUCUCUGGUGUACUGCUUUAGGUGGCAACGAGCCACGUCUUGUUGAAGCUGCAAUGAAGCAACUGAAUACCUUGCCAUUUUACCAUUCGUUUUGGAAUCGUACAACAAAGCCUUCUCUGGAUCUUGCGAAGGAUCUUCUGGAAAUGUUCACUGCAAAUAAAAUGGAAAAAGCUUUCUUCACUAAUGGUGGAUCAGAUGCCAAUGAUACACAGGUGAAGCUGGUGUGGUAUUAUUAUAAUGCUCUUGGGAAACCAGAAAAGAAGAAGUUUAUUGCUCGAAAUAAAUCGUAUCAUGGCUCAACCUUGAUUUCAGCCAGUCUUUCUGGCCUUCCACCUAUGCAUAACAAUUUUGAUCUUCCAGCACCAUUUGUGCUGCACACUGACUGUCCACACUACUGGCGUUUUCAUCUUGAAGGUGAGUCGGAGGAGGAUUUCGCAACCAGAUUAGCCAAGAAUUUAGAAGAGCUAAUCCUGAAAGAGGGACCUGAAACGAUUGCUGCAUUUAUUGCUGAGCCAGUCAUGGGUGCCGGAGGCGUGAUACCCCCUCCUGCAACUUACUUUGAGAAGGUUCAGGCAGUGGUGAAGAAAUAUGAUAUUCUAUUCAUUGCAGAUGAGGUAAUCUGUGCCUUUGGAAGGCUUGGAACAAUGUUCGGGUGUGACAAGUACAACAUCAAACCAGACCUUGUAACUUUGGCUAAGGCUCUUUCGUCAGCAUACAUGCCAAUCGGAGCAGUUCUUGUGAGCCCUGAAAUCAAUGAAGUGAUUUACUCCCAAAGCAACAAACUUGGUACAUUUUCUCAUGGAUUUACUUACUCUGGCCAUCCUGUCGCAUGUGCUGUGGCCAUUGAAGCCCUCAAGAUAUACAAGGAAAGAGAUAUUCCUGGGCAUGUGAGCAGCAUUGCACCAAGGUUCCAAGAUGGUCUUAAAGCCUUCUCUGACAGUCCUAUCAUAGGAGAGAUCCGCGGAACUGGCUUCAUCCUUGGUACUGAGUUCGCCGAUAACAAGUCACCAAACACCCCGUUUCCUGCUGAUUGGGGAGUAGGAGCGUUCUUCGGAGCAGAAUGCCAGAAGCUCGGGAUGUUGGUUCGUAUAGCAGGAGACACCAUCAUGAUGUCUCCACCUCUGAUCAUGGGCACUGAACACGUAGACGAGAUCAUUAGCAAGUACGAGAAGGCGCUGAGAGCCACCGAGGAGAGGGUAAAGGAGCUGAAAUCUAAGCACAGCAAGUGAUAGAUGAUGUCGAAAAAAUUUGUGUUCAGUUCUCUGUCUUCGGAGGUUGUAAAGAGAAGCCUUCUUUUCAGCAUGGUGCAUUGUUAAUAGAUCACAUUGGCAGAAUGAAUAAAGCACAUUAGUAAUUAGUGCUUUAGUGGGAUUAAUCAGCUAUGUUCGGAAUCCUUGAUCAUUAAAGAGUAAUCAAGACGAAUAUAAAUUGCAAUUAGAUUUCUGAAGAACAUUGAACAGUUUUCGUAUUUUCGACGUAAUAGUAACAAACAACAGUUUCUCUGACAUCCGGCCGGUGGCAGCAACGGACGGCGGCAGCGGCCCGGAGCUGAAAGAUGGUUUGUAACCAGCCUCGUCAUUGUGGUCCGAGUCUUUGAACGAUUGUACCGACCGGCCUCUAGGAUCACGGCGAAGCUCACUGCAUAGAAAAUGUCAUGGCAGUGGCGGCGGCGAUUCCCAGCACCGGAACCGGCAUCUGCCAUCCUACUGGCGCAGAAAGGAUGAAGAAUGAAAUAUCGUGUUCUUU